This is a messenger RNA of Pochonia chlamydosporia 170, 1650 nucleotides long. Its product is annotated as uridine permease Fui1. NCBI's taxonomy places the organism in Eukaryota, Fungi, Ascomycota, Sordariomycetes, Hypocreales, Clavicipitaceae. Gene Ontology annotation, molecular function: nucleobase transmembrane transporter activity. Gene Ontology annotation, biological process: nucleobase transport; transmembrane transport. Gene Ontology annotation, cellular component: plasma membrane. The record is from RefSeq and is a predicted model, not a curated record. The transcript has 3 exons. Bases 1 to 1650 code for a protein of 549 amino acids.
AUGGCCAGUCAAUCUCGUCUACGUAGAUGGAUCAAAAAGUUGGAAGUUCCAUCUGAGCCAGGUGUCACUGCAACCCAGCUCAUGCUCAUAAAUCAUGAUCUCAAACCCGUCGAAAAAGAGCGGCGGCAAUGGGGGCCAUGGAACUACGUCGGUUUCUGGAUUGCCGACUGCUUCAACAUCAACACCUGGAUGAUCUCGUCCUCCAUGAUUGUCGGCGGACUGUCAUGGUGGCAGGCCUGGCUGUGCGUAUGGCUGGGCUAUUUCUUCUCUGCAUGCUUCGUCGUGCUCAUUGGACGCGCUGGAGCUGUUUAUCAUAUCGGCUUUUCCGUCGUCAACCGCGCGCCGUUUGGCAUCUGGGGAAGCAUGUGGCCUGUUUUCAACCGAGCUGCAAUGGCAUGCAUCUGGUACGGAGUUCAGGCGUACAUUGGCGGAAACUGCGUCUACCUAAUGAUUCGUUCCAUUUGGCUCUCCUGGGACAGAACCAAGAUGCCCGGUCCCUUUGGCACCGAUGCCACCAGUACGCCCGACUACGUCUCCUUCUUCAUCUUUUGGCUCUGCUCCCUACCCGCUCUCUGGUUCCCAGUGCACAAGAUCAGACAUCUUUUCACCGUCAAGGCCUACGUUGUUCCACCAGUUGGCGUCGCAUUCCUGGUCUGGGCCGUAGUCCGCGCUGGUGGUGUCGGCCCCAUCAUCCGGCAGCCAGCAACCAUCUCAGGUAGUGACCUUGCCUGGGAGUUUGUCAAGGGCAUCAUGUCCUCUAUUGGCAACUUUGCUGCCCUGAUUAUUAAUAACAGCGACUUUUCUCGAUUUGCUCGCAAGCCUAAUGCCGCGUUGCUACCGCAGCUGUUGGCCAUCCCGCUUGGCUUUGCUGUGACAUCCUUUAUCGGCAUUAUUGUGUCCUCAUCUUCUAUGCUUAUAUAUAAUGAGGCAAUAUGGAACCCACUUAGCCUUCUAGGAAAUUUCAUUGAGGACGGCGGCUCCGCCCAGCGUUUUGGCGUCUUUAUUAUCUCCCUUGGCUUUGCCCUUGCUCAGCUGGGCACGAAUAUUGCAGCCAACUCCGUCGCGGCUGGCACUGACAUGACCGCUUUAUUCCCAAAAUUUAUUAACAUUCGACGAGGGAGUUAUAUCUGUGCGGCGUUGGCCCUGGCCAUGUGCCCGUAUAACCUUCUAUCAAGCUCGAAUAGCUUCACCACCUAUUUGGCAGCUUACAGCGUGUUUCUUUGCUCAGUGGCUGGCGUCAUGGCAAGUGACUACUACAUUGUUCGCAAGGGUUACAUCAACGCCAGAGAGCUAUACAAUGCGAGCAAAGAUGGUCCUUAUUACUACAAUUAUGGCAUCCACUGGCGAGCCUAUGUCGCCUACAUUUGCGGAAUUGCGAUUAAUGUUGUGGGGUUUGCGGGAGCCGUCGGUCAAGAGGUUCCUAAGGGAGCUACAUAUAUUUAUAACCUCAAUUUCUUUUGCGGAUUUGCCGUCUCGUCGCUUGUGUAUUGGGGCCUCUGUACUAUAUCCCCGAUUCCUGAGACUAGCGACAGGUGGAUGGAAGUGGGCAACGCCCUUGAUGACCUGGACGAUGGAGAGGCUGCCCGAGAAAAGGAAUUGGAUAUCGAAAAGGAUGAUGGCAGGCGCACCACCACACAUGAGACUGUGUAA